CAGGGCUCAGGCUGGUCUUCACUAUAGACUACUGCACGGUGCACUGCCCAUUGGAACAGCAAACAUAGCUGAAGACAGUGACUCAUGCCUUCCCCAACAGGAUGCUCCUUCCAAAUGACACCCAGUUUCAUCCCUCCUUCUUUCUCUUGCUGGGGAUCCCAGGGCUAGAAUCUUUUCACAUCUGGAUCGGCUUUCCUUUCUGCAUGGUGUACGUGAUUGCACUCCUAGGAAAUGUCACGAUUCUGUUGGUGAUCAAGACUGAGAGCAGCCUGCACCAGCCCAUGUUCUACUUGCUAGCCAUGCUGGCUGCCAUUGACUUGGGCCUCUCUACAGCUACCAUCCCUAAGAUGCUUGGGAUCUUCUGGAUGAACCUCAGAGAGAUCAUCUUUGAAGACUGCCUCAUCCAGAUGUUUUUCAUCCACAAAUUUACGCUUAUGGAGUCAGCAGUCCUCUUAGCAAUGGCAUAUGACCGCUACGUGGCCAUCUGCAACCCACUUCGAUAUACUGCCAUCCUCACCAACAAGGUGGUUUCUGUGAUUGGGCUCAUCAUACUGAUGAGAGCAAUUAUUUUCGUCAUUCCAUUUGUAUUUCUAGUCUUGCGUUUGCCCUUCUGUGGGCAUCAUGUCAUUCCCCAUACCUACUGUGAGCACAUGGGUCUUGCUCGCCUGUCUUGUGCCAGUAUCAAGAUCAAUGUUAUCUAUGGCUUAUGUGCCAUAUGUAACAUGCUGUGUGACAUCGUAGUCAUUGCUCUUUCCUACAUACAGAUACUUCUUGUUGUAUUUCGUCUCCCUUCUCAGGAGGCCCGACUCAAGUCCCUCAGCACAUAUGGGUCACAUGUUUGUGUCAUCCUUGCCUUCUAUACGCCGGCCCUCUUUUCCUUCAUGACACAUCGCUUUGGUCGAAACGUUCCCCGCUACAUCCACAUCCUCCUGGCCAACCUCUAUGUGGUGGUACCACCCAUGCUCAAUCCUGUCAUAUAUGGGGUCAGAACCAAGCAGAUCUAUGACCAUGUGAAAAAAAUGUUAUCUCACAUGCAAGGAAAAGAAAAGGAAUAA
Messenger RNA from Jaculus jaculus (lesser Egyptian jerboa), 1055 nucleotides. Its product is annotated as olfactory receptor 52E2. Gene Ontology annotation, molecular function: G protein-coupled receptor activity; olfactory receptor activity. The transcript is spliced from 2 exons. Gene Ontology annotation, cellular component: membrane. Lineage: Eukaryota; Metazoa; Chordata; Mammalia; Rodentia; Dipodidae. The coding region runs from base 102 to 1055 and encodes 317 amino acids. Gene Ontology annotation, biological process: G protein-coupled receptor signaling pathway. The record is from RefSeq and is a predicted model, not a curated record.